Messenger RNA from Pollicipes pollicipes, 3223 nucleotides. RefSeq names its product GTPase-activating protein skywalker. The transcript is spliced from 6 exons. Bases 1 to 735 code for a protein of 244 amino acids. The record is from RefSeq and is a predicted model, not a curated record. Lineage: Eukaryota; Metazoa; Arthropoda; Thecostraca; Pollicipedomorpha; Pollicipedidae.
AUGCCGCAGAUGUCAGUCACGCCGGACAAGCUACUGAAGACGCUGUUCAACAUCCGCGGCUUCAGCAGGGACUCGCUGAGCUCGUCCUACACCCGAGUCAAGGCCCAGAUCAAGGCCGGCGGGGGGCGGCUUAACUUCCCCGAGCGCAGAUCGGUGAAGGCCGUGACGAAGGAGCACUCGCACCCGGGUCUGGGCAUGCCCAGCGUGAUGUCCCAGGAUGAGCUGGCCCGGUCGUCCAGCACCAUCGGCGUCAAGGAGUCAUGCAUCACCCGCCUGGUGGAGCUGAUACGUUUCUACCAGAAGGUGGCCACCUUCGAGCCCACUGUGCUGCUGCUGCGCUCGACGGAGGGCGCUGUGUUCGGCGCCUACUGCUCUACCACGUGGAACACGCGCAACCAGAUGCAGGAGGACGGCACCCGCUACACGUACUUCGGCACUGGCGAGACGUUCCUGUUCACGCUGCGGCCGCAGCUGAAGGUGUACCCGUGGGUGGGCAAGGUGAAGCAAGAGCAGGACCCGCAGCUGGCCGGCGUCAGCCACAGCCAGCAGUUGUUCAUGGCGGCCGACAACACGAUGCUGACGAUCGGCGGCGGCGGCGGCCAGGCGAUCUGGCUCGACGAGAACCUGAGUCGCGGCAAGACAGACGCCUGCGACACGUUCGGCAAUCCGCCCCUCACCGCCACCGGCAGCUUCGACGUCGCCUGCAUGGAGGCCUUCGGCUUCGCGCCGGCCUGAGGCGUCGCGGGGCGGCGGGGUGAGAUCGUCUGUGUCGGCGGAGCGAGAUCGUCGGAACCGACGGGGUGAGAUCGUCUGUGUCGGCGGAGCGAGAUCGUCGGAGCCGACGGGGCGCGAUCGUCUGUGUCGGCGGAGCGAGAUCGUCGAAGCCGACGGGGCGUGAUCGUCUGUGUCGGCGGAGCGAGAUCGUCGAAGCCGACAGGGCGCGAUCGUCUGUGUCGGCGUCGGCAGCGACUGGCGUGGCGAGUUGACCGCUGGUUGGCGGGCCGGCAGCUGCGCGGCGGGACAGAACCGGCGCUCCGCUUCUCGCCGGGGCGCUCACCCGGCUUGUCCCGGGCAGGGGCCGGCGCAAUCAGCUGCUGGGAGAGAGAGAAAGCGCAAACUGGCCCCGGACAGCCACCUGGCUGCAAGGUGAUUGCGUUGGGAACGGGGGGAGAACACCAGAUUUUGCAGCCUGCAAUCACGUGGUGAUUUAACACAAUCGUGCGAUGAGUUGAAGUUGCUGCUAGUUAAGUGGUGGUGAAUUUGUUUGACGAUUUUUGCACAUGCCGUAUCGUCAGAAGAAAAAAAUCUGCCAAUUUAGAACCAUCGUCAGAUGUAGCUGUCAGAGGUUUUCAAUGCACAGUAUCGUUUUGAGGCUUGUAGAGCGCGUGCGUGCUUCACAAAAGUCACGUACUAACUGUAUCCAAACAUUCCAGGCCUCAAAGCAUUCGACCUGAGUGUGGACCAAGUGUCGAUGAGUGGGCAAUAAUCGAGUAUUACGACUUGCCGCCGUUGAGCAAUAAGGGAGUAUUGGCCUUUCUUUUGGUCCCUUGUGUCUUGCUGGCUUUGGUCACACUAAUAAUGUUUGUAUAUGUGUAACAAGCUGUCGGCGUCUGUUCGCCUCCGUGUCUGGCUGGUGCCAUAUGUCUGUCCACAUCUGGGUCCCGCUGUCGGUGUCUGUCCACGCGUGCCUCGCUGGUGCCAUGUGUCUGGCCAUGUCUGUGUCCCGCCAGCAGGGUCUGUCCGCACGCGUGUCUCGCUGGUGCCGUGCGUCUGUCCAUGUCUGGGUCCCGCCAGCAGCGUCUGUCCUCGUCUGGCUGGCAAUGUCGGCACCCCCGUCUGCUCCGUGCUGACAAUAGCUGGCCGCAUGUCGGGAGCGCGCACGUGCUAUGCACUCACCAGGGGGCGGCCCGUGACCGUCUAGGGACAAUCACCCAUGUCAAGAGACCGCGAGCUGUGAUGCAACGAACGGCGCCGGCCGGCCGGCCCGGGGCGGGCGCGCGUGCGCGUGGGGGUGCGAGAUUGGUCCGGGCGCCCGCCGAGGCGCCGAGGCUGUGAUUCAGGGGCCGCGCGCGGCGGCGGGUGGCGGGCCUUGCGGCGGCGCCCCGGCCCCGGGGCGCCGCCCCGCCUCUUGGCCGCUGGUUCCGAUCUCAUUGGCCUCACGGGUGGGAGCGAGUGGGACCGACCGGUGACGCGGCGCGCUCUGUCCGGUGUUGUGUGGUCCAUGGGCCUCGUGCUGUGGCGUCGUCGGUGUUGUUCUGUGGCCCGUGUCGUCUCCGACAGGGGGUGUGCUGCGCUGUGGCCCGGUGGCCCGCGCUGCUUCCGUGCCGGUCCAUGCGAGCUGGUCACCUGGAGGGUGGGUGGGUCAUUCACUGCUGCUAUCGGCCGCCACACCGGGCAACGUUGAUCUGUUGUCUCGUGCCGCUCGUGGUGGGCUUGACUGGUGCCUCACUGCGCGUGUCGAGGCUGGAUGCCCGGUGGUUUGUCCGUUGCUUAAGGCUUGCUGCUCCGUGUUUUGUCCGCUGGCUGGAUGUUUGGUGUCUUGUAACGUGUCACGUGGUUCGAAAGCCUGACGCUUCGUAGCGUGUUUGCUGCUGUUCCGUGUCUGUCUGUGUAGCAAGACCGGCGAACCCGGGCAGCUUAUCUGCUCGCACCGUCGUCACCGAACCUGCAGUGUCGAUCGGCUCGUAGUGUAUGUGUCGCUGUGCGUGCACCUCGAAACGUACAUAGACGUAAGAAUCUUGCCUUAGCGUUGGUAUUAUGUUGCCUGAAUUACUAGUGGUGUAUUAGCGCUGUGUGUAGCGCUAAUGGGCAUCCACGGAUUGUGUCAAGCAGAUAUACGCUGUUUUAUAUCAUGGGCAGCGUUGUCGAGCUUACAGACAAGGCAACGCUUGCUGUCGCGGCCAGGCAGGCCUGCCGGGGUGUGCUGGGCCGGAUUGAUCAAAUGCUUGGCUUUCCUCGUACUGACCCGGGGUGAUCUGUUUAACUCUGUUUAAUGCUCCUCGUUUGACAUAUUAAGUGCCAUCAUUUGUGUACUAACGUCACCAUCCGCGAAUUACUGCCGGUUGCAUUACACACUGGAUUUCGGUCGUGCGUUUACGUACCUUGGCGUUGUUUUCGUGCUUGUGCCAAACAAUGGCUCAAUUCCGUUGCGCCUGUAUGACUCGUGCAUUGUGCUGUUAUGUUCAAAGUGCUAGUCCGACGUCGAUGGAAUAAAUACUCAACG